Molecule: messenger RNA, 1392 nt
Organism: Aspergillus aculeatinus CBS 121060
Lineage: Eukaryota; Fungi; Ascomycota; Eurotiomycetes; Eurotiales; Aspergillaceae
Product: FAD-dependent oxidoreductase
Exons: 4
Coding region: 1-1392 (463 amino acids)
Molecular function (GO): FAD binding
Source: RefSeq, a predicted model, not a curated record
AUGCCAUCCCCAAAUCUCCGACCGUGCAAAGUCCUCAUCGCCGGGGGCGGCAUCAGCGGGCUCACCCUGGCGCUGUCGCUGGAGAAGCACGGUAUCGACUACCUGCUCCUCGAGGCAUACCCGGACUUGGCCCCGCGACGCGGCGGCGGCAUCGCCGUGAUGCCGAACGGCGCGCGCAUCCUAGACCAACUGGGCUGUUACGAGGACCUCUACCGGCGCGCAGGGGACAGCGCGGCGUCUCGGCUGUAUCUCCGCGGGCCCGACGGCCAAGUCCUGGCCACCGUCGAUCACAUCGACAAAGGCUUGACAGAGAGACACGGCUACCCAAUCAUCUGGGCCGACCGCCACCACCUCCUGCGCACGCUCCACGACCACAUCGCCGACAAAUCCAGACUCCUCCCGAACAAACGCAUCACCGGCGUACACCAUACUCCCGGGGGCGUCGAAGUCACCACCGCCGACGGCAGCACGUACCGAGGCGACAUCCUCGUCGGCGCGGACGGAACCCACUCGACCGUGCGGCAGGCGAUCGUCGCGCGGGCCACCGAGCUAGGCCUAGGGAAGGAGUACUCCGAAGAAGAGCAAAUCCCCUCCACCUACGACUGCAUCUUCGGCCUCUCGCCUUACCACCCAGGUCUCUCGCAACAAGAAGAAGAAGAGAGCACCCUCCAAUUCAUCCUCGGCGACCACCAGUCCUACAUCGUGGGCACCUCCCGCCCCGCCAACCGCACUUGGUGGUUCCUUGCCAUGAAUCGGGGCGCCAUCCACCACGGGGCGGAGAUUCCGAAGCACGAUGCCGCAGAUAAGGAGCGGGUGCUCCGCGCGCAUGCAAACGAUCAGAUUACCCCGACUGUUACGUUAGCGGAUCUACUGGAUGCCGGCCCGGUGGAGACGGUCUACACGCCCCUGCGGGAGUGGGUGUACUCGCGGUGGUAUCUGGGGCGGAUGGGGGUGGUCGGGGAUGCGGCGCAUAAGAUGACGACGGUGCUUGCGCAAGGCGGCAAUCAAGCUUUCGAAAGCGCGGCCGCGAUGACGAAUAGUCUGGUGAAAAUGCUGGCAAAUGGGAAAUGUGGGAGAAUGACAGACGGCGAGAUUGAGGCGAUGUUCGAGGAGGUGCAGGUAGGACGUGCCCCGAGAGCCACAGAGAUGAUGGAGGCGUCCGGCAAGAAGCAGCGGGCGGAUGCGAUGGAGACGCCGGAGCUGAAGCAUUUCUCGAUGAAUGUGUUUCCGAAGAUCAUGGCGGAGGGGGCGUUUCGGCGGUGGAAGGAGUACUUGGUCGGGGCGGUCUCGUUGCGCGGGUUGCCGACUCCGUGUCGGAAGAGGGCGGUGCCGUUUGAUGAUGAGGUGGAGUGUGGGGUGGAGGGGCUGGGGAGGGUGGUGGCUAAGUUGUAG